Messenger RNA from Adineta ricciae, 2871 nucleotides. Lineage: Eukaryota; Metazoa; Rotifera; Eurotatoria; Adinetida; Adinetidae. The record is from the annotation of a GenBank genome assembly.
AUGGCAAGUAUGACCAGUCAUGCAGAGGCAUAUCCAGUUGUUGACUCGAAUUUGUUCACAUUCAAACCAAAAUUAAAUGACAAGAGUAAUGAAAUCGCUCAAAAUCUUCUAUCGAAUUUUUAUGAACGACAAUCGAAACACACGCAACGACUAGCAGAAUUAAAAGAGUUGGCAGCGGCAAAUUAUCGUGAUUGGUAUACACGUGAUAAACGACCUAAACAACAGCUAGACACUCAGAAAUCGAAUUCAGAUACGCAGUCAGCCGUCGAUGAGCCAUCAUCGCCUAGACAAAAGGAUAUAUCAAUCGUACGUGCAAAAGAAAAUCAAUUCAAUAGUCGUUUGGCAAAACUUAUUCAGGCAUACGGUUCGUCGUUACCAAGACGAACUAAACUUCCAGCUGUACGCGCGCCAGUACGAACAGUCAAACAUGGUUCACGAGGUUCUGCACCUCCCGCAAUUCAAGUUAAACAAUCGGAAUCAACGAAGGUUGAAAUUCAAGAAUUGGCACCAUCACCCGUGGCUUCACCACCGUCAUUACCACCCGCGCCAGUACUUGCUCCAAUUGUGAUCCGGCCUACUCGUCGUGCGCCUAUGAUACUGAAACCGAAGUCUCCACCUAAAGUUGUUCGCCGAGUUGAAUCACCACCGAAACGAUCUACUGUUAUCAAUGAACCAGUCAAUUCAGAACGAUUAAAACUUGCACGGGAAGAAGCGGAACGCGCCAUGAGAGAACAUAAGAUCUUUACCAUUAAUGGUACAUAUCCAGCUUUACGGGAAUCCUUAAGACGUCGUGGCUGGGUAGAGAAAUUUGAUCGUACUCUCCUAUUCCCAUCCGUUCAUGAGAAAAAGAGAUCCAGCAAGAGAAACGCUAAAAGUGAUGAUGACGAUGACGAUGAUGAUGCCAUCGUUGGCGAUAUUGAUUACGAAGAACUUCCUGCUGACAGUGAGGAAAAUCAAACUCCUCCAUGGGAAGAAAACGAUGGUUAUUAUGGUAUUCUUUCACGUAUGGUUAAAACAGCGGCACCGGAUCUCGUAUGGACAGUUCUGGCAACGUAUGAUACAAGUCUCUUGAAUAGAGAUCAAAUGGUCAAUCAUUUCGAACGAAAUGGCUGCUUAACUACGAAAGUUGGACUUUGCACGGUUUUGAAAAAUUUGCCAUGGUUUCAUUCAGGUAGUGCAGAUGAAUUCUAUCCUCGAUGUUACAAACUAACUCACGAUGAUGAACGAACCGCAUUUAUUGAUGAUUAUCGUCUAACAGCGUGUAUCAGUUUUCUCAAACUUAUUCGAAAUCGCUGCAAAGGAAUUCUUGAGCCGAACAUCAAUUCAAGUCUCGACAUGAGUUUAAGCCAGCCAUCGUUACAAACUGUUCCAUCGUCAUUCAUUGAAUUUGCUUUGAAUAAAGUCGAACAAUUUACGGCGGCACGUAAUCACGAAGAUAUUGACAUAAAAUUAGCAUCACAAAAAGCCUCGACGGAUGAACAAUGGACACAGUUUAUCGAACAGUUUUAUGCUGCAUCACAUUUCUAUGCGGAAAUUGACGGAAUGAAAACCUACUCAAGUAGAGUUGAACAAUGCUUGAAAAAUGUCGAACACCAUUGGCCACAAUAUCGCAUUGAUGGGACAAGAAACAUUUGGAUAUCAAAACCCGGAGCAAAAUCUCGCGGGCGAGGGAUUGUUGUUUAUGAUCGUCUUGAUGACAUGUUAAAACUUUGCACUUCAACUGUCACUGAUAAAGCGAAAUUCAUUGUUCAGAAGUACAUCGAACGGCCAUUAUUGAUUCACAAUGUAAAAUUCGACAUCCGUCAAUGGUUUCUGGUUACCGAUUGGAAUCCGUUAACAAUAUGGAUGUACAAAGACUGUUAUUUUCGUUUUUGUACGGAAUAUUUUAGUUUAGCAACGCGUCAACAAAAUGUACAUUUAUGUAAUCAUGCCAUACAAAAACACUAUAAGAACAAUGCCACUCGACACUCGGAUUUACCACGAGAGAAUAUGUGGAGGAGUGCAGAAUUCAUUGAUAAGUACCUUCGACCGAAGAAGUUAGCUGCGAAAUGGGAUUCGUUUAUUUAUCCCUCGAUGAAAGAAGCAAUUAUAUGUGCAAUGCUCGUUGCACAAGACACGAUCGAUGCACGUAAAAAUUCUUUUGAAUUAUUCGGUGCAGAUUUCAUGUUGGGUGAAGAUCUUCAGCCAUGGCUUAUUGAAAUCAAUUGUAGUCCAACCAUGGCGCGUUGCACUGCUGUAACUACAGAAAUGUGUGAUGCUGUUCUUGAAGAUACUUGCAAAGUCGUUAUCGAUCGAAAAUACGAGCGAUCAGAAGAUACAGGCCGUUUUGAACUAAUUCACAAAGGCACGCUUGUUGCGGUUCCGAAUUAUGUUGGAAUUGACCUUCGUGUGGAAGGCAAAACUUAUAAAACCAAUCGAACGUAUGUCUCACGUAGUAACAAUAUCAAGACUGAUGCUCCCGCAUCAGCACCAGCAGCAACAACUUCAUCGAAAAAGUCACUGUCAGACUCGAUUAAUUUGUCAACAGAUCAUCAAGAUACUUUUCUCGAAAUGACUCAAUCAUCCGUUGAUUUCACAACAAAUAAAAAAACACUUGAUGAUCCUGCAUCAUCAACGAAGGGCGCCAGAGACGAACACGUUUCCAAAAUCAAUCUCGGCGAAUGUAUUUUCGAAGAAGAUGAAUUGAAAUCACCAGGUACUUUGCCGUUCUUCCGUCGUAUACAGAACACUUUCCUUUCACAUAAACGAAAAGAACCAAACGUCGGUGAAACGAACCAUAAUUCGAAAGUAUUCGACUCCGCUUCCAAUAUAUCUGCUCCUUCCGUGCUUGAAACUGAUAACGAACAUAUAACCGGGAUUCCAGUGUCUUAG